Ruditapes philippinarum (Manila clam) is the source of this 2409-nucleotide messenger RNA. Its product is annotated as T-complex protein 1 subunit alpha-like. Gene Ontology annotation, biological process: protein folding. NCBI's taxonomy places the organism in Eukaryota, Metazoa, Mollusca, Bivalvia, Venerida, Veneridae. The transcript is spliced from 12 exons. The record is from RefSeq and is a predicted model, not a curated record. Gene Ontology annotation, molecular function: ATP-dependent protein folding chaperone; ATP binding; ATP hydrolysis activity. The coding region runs from base 86 to 1753 and encodes 555 amino acids. Gene Ontology annotation, cellular component: chaperonin-containing T-complex.
AUCGAGCAGGUUAGUUAAGAAUAAAGAAUAUUGUUCCAUCGAGGUAUUUCAGAAUUUAAUCGAUUACCUCAUUUCAUGUACAAACAUGGCGGACACGAGCUCUCUACUCACCGUUGGUGGUGACAGAACAACAGGCCAGUCUGUUCGAACACAAAAUGUCAUGGCAGCAUCCUCCAUUGCCAACAUUGUUAAAAGUAGUCUUGGACCAGUUGGGCUUGACAAGAUGCUGGUGGAUGAUGUUGGGGAUGUGACUAUAACAAAUGAUGGUGCAACAAUAUUGAAGUUGCUUGAAGUAGAACAUCCAGCAGCCAAAGUGUUGGUAGAGCUUGCUGAUUUACAGGACCAAGAGGUUGGAGAUGGUACAACAUCAGUUGUAAUUAUUGCUGCUGAACUUCUGAAGAAUGCAGAUGAACUUGUGAAGCAAAAAAUACACCCUACAUCUAUAAUAAGUGGCUACAGACUUGCUUGCAAGGAAGCAUGUAAAUAUAUUCAGGAGCAUUUGACAUGUAAUGUUGAUGACCUUGGGAAGGAGAGUAUUAUUAACGCAGCCAAGACGAGUAUGUCAAGUAAAAUCAUAGGACCUCAGUCUGAUUUCUUUUCAAACAUGGUGGUAGAUGCAGCACAUGCAAUUAGGAUGUCAGAUGGUAAAGGGGGUUACAGAUAUCCAGUGAAAGCGGUGAAUAUACUCAAGGCUCAUGGACAGAGUUCUAGUGAGAGUGUUCUCGUUCAAGGAUAUGCACUCAAUUGUACAGUAGCCUCACAAGCUUCACCGAAAAGGAUAAAUGGGGCAAAAAUAGCGUGUUUAGACUUCAGUUUACAGAAGUCCAAGAUGAAGAUGGGCGUACAGGUGUUGAUAGAAGAUCCCAGUCAAUUAGAAUUAGUUAGACAAAGGGAAUCUGAUAUUACCAAGGAAAGAAUAGAGAAGAUUUUAUCAUCAGGGGCAAACGUUAUCCUAACAACUGGUGGUAUAGAUGAUUUAUGUCUAAAAUAUUUUGUCGAGGCAGGGGCUAUGGCGGUAAGGAGGUGUAAAAAAGUGGAUCUGAAGAGAAUUGCCAAGGCAACUGGAGCUGUUCUGAUAACAACCUUAGCCAACCUUGAGGGUGAGGAGACUUUUGAACAGUCAUUUUUAGGUCACGCAGAUGAGGUCGUUCAGGAAAGAAUCUGCGAUGACGAACUCAUUCUUGUGAAAGGAACAAAGGCAAGAUCGGCGGCCAGUAUCAUCCUCCGUGGAGCGAACGAUUUCUACUGUGAUGAGAUGGAACGAUCAGUACAUGACGCUCUUUGUGUAGUGAGGCGUGUCCUAGAAUCAAAGACUGUUGUGCCAGGGGGUGGGGCUGUAGAGGCUGCAUUGUCAAUAUACCUGGAAAAUUAUGCUACAUCACUGGGUUCAAGAGAACAGCUGGCUAUUGCAGAGUUUGCCAGGUCACUAUUGGUUAUACCUAAACAAUUGGCUGUAAAUGCGGCACAGGACUCAACUGAUUUAGUGGCCAAACUAAGAGCCUACCACAAUAUGUCUCAAGUUAAACCAGAACAGAGAGAGCUCCGAAUGGUUGGUCUUGACUUGUACAAGGGAGUUGUCAGAGAUAACAAGAAAGCUGGAGUUCUGGAGCCGGCCAUCUCAAAGAUCAAAUCUCUAAAGUUUGCGACAGAGGCGGCCAUUACCAUCCUCCGUAUUGAUGACAUGAUUAAACUGGCCCAGGAACAGAAGCAAGGCAGUGCUUAUCAGCAAGCGCUAAGAUCUGGACAAUUAUAAAUUAAAACUUUUGACAAAAAUUAUAUACCCUCGGUACAAAAUUUAUUGUAAUAAAGUUCUCAAUGAACAAAUUAAACUUAAGAGGUGAACUUUAUGGAUAAAUAUUUGAAAAGAUGAAAUAUGUAUGUUAGGAAAGAUAUUGGUAAAGUGCAAAACUAUUUAUAAAAUGAUCAGGGGAAGGAAUUACACUUGAGGAAUAUCUAAGUUUUUCUAAAUUUAUGAUAUUUACCAAAUUUUUACUUUGGCAAUAUUUACGUUUCCAUUCUGAUAUACAAGCAAUCGAGUUUGAGGUAAAACAAAUUUCAUCAAAAAUUUUAUGAGUCUGGGGAAUCGUAUAAUUCAAGUCACAAAUGUAGAAUGUCUAGCAAUGGAUUGAAUUUUAUCACAUCCUAAGUAUUUGAUGUCAAGAGUGCUCUGGUAACUUAUUUAUAAUAGUUCCUUCUCUAUCAUGAUUUGUUGGAAAGAUCUUGAUGAAAUAAUUUGUACAAUUAUAUAUUUAACAUUCUUAAAUGUGCUAAGAUGCUUGAAUACAGUGAUGUGUUCACAUAUUUUUGUCAUGAUUAAUUUAUUUAUGAAUCCAUCCCGUCAUUUUUCUUGUCUAAUUGUGAUGCUUUUUUUCUUUUUUUGUAUGAGCUAAUAAAAUUUUUUUUAUAGUA